Scylla paramamosain (green mud crab) is the source of this 1742-nucleotide messenger RNA. Its product is annotated as UDP-glycosyltransferase UGT5-like. NCBI's taxonomy places the organism in Eukaryota, Metazoa, Arthropoda, Malacostraca, Decapoda, Portunidae. The record is from RefSeq and is a predicted model, not a curated record. Bases 134 to 1678 code for a protein of 514 amino acids. Gene Ontology annotation, molecular function: UDP-glycosyltransferase activity. The transcript has 8 exons.
AGUUGCUGUACUAUUUACUGUUUGAACGGGUGUCUCUUCAACAUGAUAAAAGUUGGUGAGUCAUUUACCCCCAUUAACGCUGUACAUCUGAGUGGCCGUCAAGAUCACAUAGCUUCCCGCGAAAUCUUCACAGAUGAAGGUGAUAACACUGUUUCUGGUAGUGGCAGCACUGGCGGGGAGCGCAGCAGGAGUCUUACCACCCCCUGAGAAAUCUUACAAGCUCCUCAUGCUGCUUCCUGUCUCUGCUAAGAGUCACUGGAACAUGUUCAUGGCCAUAGCCGAAGCUUUGGCUGACCGUGGCCACAAGGUCGUGAUGAUCACCAACCAUCCAAAAGCUUCCACACAUCCAAACAUCCAUGAGAUCCAUCAUGGGCUGACGCAUAUGGAAUUACUUAACAUGUUUAACAAGGGAAAGGAAAUGUCUGGCGGUUUAUCAUCUUUUGAUAAUUUCUUACCAGCCAUGUCCUGGGACUUGUACAAAGUACCGUCAGUCAAGCAGUUGUAUGAAAAAAGGAAAGAAUUUGAUCUUAUUAUUGUCAACCACAUGUUUAAUGAAAUUGUGUAUCCGUUCGUGCACGAACUUCCCUUCAUCACUGUCGCCACCAUCGCGAUGGACCACCGCCAGAGUGCCGUCCUAGGGAAUGUUCUUAAUCCUUCCUACGCCCCCAACUCCCUCGUUGGUUACCGCUGUCCCUUGUCUUUGUGGCAGCGUGUCAAGAACACAGUUAUUCACUCCUGGUUACCGUUCUACUGGAGGAAGUGGGCUGUUGUUCCGCGCAUUCAGAAGGAGAUCUCAGCUCAAUUCCCUGAUCUGCCGCCGCUGCUGGACAUCGAGAGGAACCAGAGUCUGACACUGAUGAACACUCACUUCAGCAUUGCCACGCCGGUGCCUCUCCUGCCCUCACAGGUGGAGGUGGGCGCCAUACACUGCCGCUCCGCAAAACCCCUACCUCAGGAACUGGAGUCGUGGCUCACAGGAGCGGGUUCUGCGGGCGUCAUCUACUUCAGUCUUGGCUCAGUCGCACUCGGCAAAACCAUGCCGUUGAAGUAUCGCCAGGUCUUCCUGGAGGCUUUCCGCAGGCUGCCGCAGCGAGUCCUAUGGAAGUACGAGGGGGAGCUGCAGGGCGCGUCAGACAACGUCAGGGUCCGCAGCUGGCUGCCCCAGCAGGACAUACUUGCUCACAACAACGUAAAAGUGUUCAUCUCCCACGGCGGUCUCCUCAGCCUUCAGGAGUCCAUCUUUCAUGUUACACCCCUCCUCGUCCUGCCCAUCUUUAGCGACCAGCCAAGGAAUGGCAUGUUCGUGGAAAACUCGGAUAUUGGUCGUGUGUUAGUGUGGGAUGAACUUACUGCUGACAGGAUCGUCGACGCCCUCAAUGACAUCAUCAGCAACACAAAGUACAAGGAGAACGUGGCCAGGAUGUCGGCGUCUUUAAGGGAUCAACCGACGACCCCACAGGAGCGUGCGGUGUUCUGGACGGAGUAUGUCAUCCGCCACCGAGGGGCGCCCCAGCUGAGGUGUCCGGCCGCCCAGCUCUCCUGGGUGGAGUUCCUGAUGCUAGACGUGGUGGGUCUCCUGUUGCUGGCCCUGCUGCUGCUGCUGUUUCUCAUCCGACGACUCCUGAGGGCAGUCUCUGCCGUCCUCUUCAGUGAUCAUUCCAAAAAGAAAACUGCCUAGUUGUCUAACAUAAUUUAACCUUAUAUGAAUUAGUUCUACUUAACAUUAAAUGGAAAUGAAUGAC